AUGGUGGUAGACAACCUCCUCCAGCUCAACGUCGUCCUCGGCGACGGCAGAGCCAUCCCGCACCUCCUCUGGGGCAUGAAAGGCGCCGGCCACAACUUUGGCAUCGUCACCUCCUUCGAACUCAACAUCUUUCCCCGCGGUCCCGACACCUGGCACUACCACAACUACAUCUGGACCGGCGCCCAGCUCGAAAGAGUCUUCACCUCCCUCAACCGCCUCCACAACAACGGCUCAACACCGGUAAACAUGGCCCUCAAUUUCGGCUUCUUCUUCAUGAACACCACCGUCUCCACCACCGACCCGAUCCUCUCCUGGACAUUCGCCUACCGCGGCCCGCCCAACGAAGCAGAGGCCCUCCUGGCCGAAUUCAACGCCAUCGCGUCAGUCUACAACGAGCAAGGCGACGUGCCCUACAGCGGCGUCUCCAAAGUCCAAGGCAACGCCGAGAACGACUUCAUCUGCCAAAAAGGCAACAAGCGCAUCACCACCACCGCCGGCUUCCAAGUCUACAACCUCACCGCCGAGCGGCUCAUCUACAACGGCUUCCGCGCCCGCGCCAUUUCCCAUCCUACCCUAGCCGCCGGCGCGGGCAUCCUUCACGAGGGGUACUCUACCGCCGGUGUUGGCGCCAGGAACCCGGCUGAUACCGCGUACCCCUUCCAGUCUGACCACCAUCUGAUGCUCUUCAACGGUGUCGUCCCGCCAAACGAUCCUGUUCUCGAGGAACUGGCGUGGGAGUGGGCGAAUGAAGUGAAGGAUAUGUGGAAUGCGGGGCAGCCGACGCGGACGGAAAACAACUAUGUCAACUAUGCCAAUGGGUACGAGGACUUGGAGACGGUGUACGGGCGAGAGCCGUGGAGAUUGGCGAGGUUGAGGGCACUGAAGCAGAAGUAUGAUCCGCAGAACAAGUUUAGGUUUUACAACCCUAUUGUCGAGCCGAGAGAGGGCAAGGGCAAGGGUAAAGGGAAAGGAAAGGGAAAGGGGAAGAGGAGGUCGUUUCAGGGGUAA
Podospora bellae-mahoneyi is the source of this 1008-nucleotide messenger RNA. RefSeq lists its product as uncharacterized. The coding region runs from base 1 to 1008 and encodes 335 amino acids. NCBI's taxonomy places the organism in Eukaryota, Fungi, Ascomycota, Sordariomycetes, Sordariales, Podosporaceae. Gene Ontology annotation, biological process: response to oxidative stress. The transcript has 2 exons. The record is from RefSeq and is a predicted model, not a curated record. Gene Ontology annotation, molecular function: flavin adenine dinucleotide binding; peroxidase activity; heme binding.